AUGGCGACUACAAGAAGACCAGAGAAGCCCUCGGCGGUCCCCUCAGAUCUAAUCCCGUCUUCAUCGCCAGCUUUCGGAACACCGGUUCAUCCCAUCAAUCCCCGCAGAACAGCGCCCAUACGCGCCCCGCCUGCAUUGAAGCCAGUCGGGAAGUCCACUGUUCUUCCCAUACUCCUCCCACCGGCGACACUACGACCGCUCGCAUUUCGAACAUUUACGAAGAAACACAACCUCACCCUCACAUCUUCCGCUCUCCAAGCAUUAGCAACGUUUGUAGGGAAGCACUGUGGAUCAGGAUGGAGAGAGGAAGGUCUAGCAGAAAAGGUAUUGGAGGAGGUCGCAAAGAGCUGGAAGAAAUGCGGUGGUCAAGUCAUCGUAGAAGGCGACAAUGAGACGCUCAAAGGCAUACUCAAGACGCUCGAAGGUUCAAUGAGCGGAGGGAGGGUGGUCCAAGGCUCGACUCUGGGCAGGCAAAGCAGUUUCAACUUUGGACCUGAGAUAGCUGGUCAGAUUAAUCGUCCGAAUCUGGAUAGCACUAGCAGUUUCGGCAUGUCCAGUCUGGAAGUACAAGACAAGGAUGAAGAAGAAGACCUGCUGAAAGAUCCAAGAGAGUGGAUGAAGGUCAUUGGCGCGUUCGAGCAGCCGAAGCUGAUAUAUAACGCCACUCAGAAGCAUUUUGAGAAGUCUGCCAAAAAGCCAUCGCUAUUCCCAGAUCCAUCACACAAGACCGAGCUCUUCCGUCAACGCUACCACAUCGUACACCAGCGCAUACUCCGUAACGAGACAUUCCAAGCACCUACCUUCUCUACAGCCCGUUCUGCUGGCCUCAGCCGGACGGGAUCGAUUGCGACAUCCCAGAUGAACACUAUCACUCCAAUCGCCAAUCUACUUGGUCGGACUGGAAGCACGCAUCUGUUGCUAGGCAUGCUCACAGUCUCAGCCACCGGUGCGCUCUCUCUAUCUGAUCUCACAGGCACAAUUACCCUAGAUAUUCAACACGCACGCCCAAUCCCUGAGAAUGGCGCAUACUUCGCACCAGGCAUGAUCGUUCUAGUCGAGGGUAGCUACGAAGAGGAUGCCGGGGCUACAUCAACUCUAGGAGGCAGCAGUGGCAUUGGCGGCACUAUAGGCGGCAAAUUCCUUGGUUUCUCAGUUGGACACCCUCCCAGCGAACGAAGAACAGCAACCCUGGGCGGUGCCGAAGAGGUCGAUAAGAACAGUUUGGCUGGGCCAGCAUUCGGAUGGACAGACUUCCUGGGCGUUGGUUCUCAGCGUGCGACCGGUACUCGGAUGAACAAGAUUGCGUCGAAACUCCUCGAUCUCGGCACAGCACACAACAUUGUUGUAGCCUCAGACCUUCAUCUGGACGUGCCAUCCACACUGUCCGCCCUUCGCACCCUCCUACGCACAUGCACCCCUGAUCCCACGGAUGCGCAUCCAGUCUAUCCCCUCGCCAUCAUCCUGAUGGGAAACUUCAGUUCGAAAGCCAGUCUUGCAGGCGUGCCAGGAACGGGCAGCAUAGAAUACAAGGAACACUUUGACGCACUUGCCUCUGUUCUCGCAGAGUUCCAACCUCUCAUCGCGCAUACCACACUUGUUCUCGUUCCCGGCGAUAACGACGCCUGGCCGAGUGCGUUUUCAGCCGGUGCCGCUACACCAUUACCGAGGAAACCCAUUCCGACCAUGUUUACAAGCAGAAUCAGGAAGGUGGUAGCUGAAGCGAAUAGAGAGAUAUGGGGUGCAGGUAAAGCAAAGGGCAAAGAAGGAGAAGUGAUCUGGACAUCUAAUCCCUCACGCCUGAGCUGGUUCGGCGUGAAGGGCGAGAUGGCGAUACUGAGGGACGACGUGGCUGGAAGACUGCAGAGACAAUCGAUAAGAUUCAACAAGCCGCCUCCAGAUGUAGAUGAUGACAUGCCAUACGCGCCUAGUCAUCAACAACAAGAGGCAGAGCAGCAGGACGCCAUGGAUCUUGAUCUCAGGGGGCCACCACCCCGACAACAUCAACAACAACAACAACAGAAAUCAGACGUCGACAUUGACACACAAACAGCGCGCGCGCUCACCAGAACCAUUCUCUCACAAUCACAUCUUAGCCCCUUCCCGCUCUCGGCACGGCCACUACAUUGGGACUUUGCUCAUACAAUGAACCUCUACCCAUUGCCAACAAGUUUGGUGUUAGCGGACAGUGAGGCCCCAGCGUUUGUGGUCAAGUACUUUGGCUGCACAGUCAUGAAUCCGGGUAGUAUAGAUGAGAGUGGUGGAAGAGGAAGGAGAGAAGGGAGGGCGAGAUGGGUGGAAUUUGAUAUCAGGACUUCUGCGGGAGUGGUGAGGACGGAAGGGUAG
Alternaria atra is the source of this 2343-nucleotide messenger RNA. RefSeq lists its product as uncharacterized. Gene Ontology annotation, cellular component: epsilon DNA polymerase complex. Bases 1 to 2343 code for a protein of 780 amino acids. Gene Ontology annotation, biological process: error-prone translesion synthesis; DNA-templated DNA replication. The record is from RefSeq and is a predicted model, not a curated record. Gene Ontology annotation, molecular function: DNA binding. Lineage: Eukaryota; Fungi; Ascomycota; Dothideomycetes; Pleosporales; Pleosporaceae. The transcript is spliced from 2 exons.